AUGCCUCAAUUGCUACAUAUUUCCCUCGAUGUUUUUCCGUAUGCUAACCUUGAUCAAGAUUUCUCGGAAACCAAGCGAUUCCUGUACGGGAUCGGGAUACAUGUGAAAUUUGCCCGCCGGCUUCAAGUAUUCAAAAUUCUUUCUCUUUUAUAUAUGAUAAAUGGAGGUGUAUUGGUUGAUAUUAUGGUUGUGGAUGACACCAGGGCCUGGCUGUGCUGGGAAAUUUCCUGCAAGACCGGAGGAUCUUUCCUCCAGAUUACUAUCUCGCUAGAUAGUCUUACUUGCACAACCCACGCCGAUAGUUAA
Messenger RNA from Botrytis fragariae, 306 nucleotides. RefSeq lists its product as uncharacterized. The transcript is spliced from 2 exons. Lineage: Eukaryota; Fungi; Ascomycota; Leotiomycetes; Helotiales; Sclerotiniaceae. The record is from RefSeq and is a predicted model, not a curated record. The coding region runs from base 1 to 306 and encodes 101 amino acids.